Messenger RNA from Clonostachys rhizophaga, 1089 nucleotides. The record is from the annotation of a GenBank genome assembly. Lineage: Eukaryota; Fungi; Ascomycota; Sordariomycetes; Hypocreales; Bionectriaceae.
AUGGAACAACCCACGUAUAGCAUCAAAUCUAACAACAUCCAGCAAGACCUCGCACUCUUCAAAUUAGCCCAUCGAGGCGCAGCCACAACCAAGGACAACAUGAGCGUUAAAUCAGCCCCAGUCAUCGUCAUAGGUGGUGGCAUUGUUGGUGCCUCAAUCGCCUGGCAUUUGGCCAAGGAGAAGGACGUCAUUAUCAUUGCAGAAGCGGUUGGCGAGCUGCCCGAUCUUCCAAUCUAUCGGGGUGGUACCUUGACUUGCGACGGAACUCCCGACGAGCGUACGGAAUUUUAUGAACUUCAUUCUACCUGGGGUACAAAGGUUAGACGCAUGAGCCAAACUGCCCUUGCUUCAUUAGAGCCAGAAAUUGACAACGUCCAAUUCUCCUCGGUGGAAUGGGGCCUUCAAACUCCUGAAGAGGGUACCAUUGAAGCAUACAUCGCCGCAGCUCAACUAAUCGCUCACGCCGAACUUCUGGGCGCUCAGGUAGUCAAGACGAGUGUCGUCGGACUCUUGAAGCAUAGGAACGGUCGAGUUUCAGGCGUGAUGACAGGCUGUGGGAAGAUAUAUGGUAGCCACGUCGUUCUAGCCGCUGGUCUUGGAAGCGUUCCAUUGUUAGCAACAGAGAACAUUAAGCUCCCUCUAAACAGUAGUAAGGGCCUCCUUAUCAGUACCACACCGACUAAGAAGCGAUACCUUAACACUUUGGUCCGCUUACCAGAACUACACAUGCGCCAGGCGUUCGAUGGCCGCAUUUGCUUCGGUGCUAGCUUUGCUGGCGGAAAGCCCGGCAAUGACCCUCGAGCAACAGCAGAAGAAUUUCUCAAACAGGUGCAAAAGGUAUUUAAGAACGGAAGUGAGCUCGAGUUUGGUAGCUAUACUAUUGGUGUGCGGCCUGACCCAGAGGAUGGGUAUCCUAUUCUCGGUUCAACAGGCUUAGAUGGUCUUGAUGUGGCUGUGAUACACUCCGGUGUAACAAAUGCUGCGCUUGUUGGCGAGCUCCUAUCUAAGAAGAUUCUACACGGCAUUAACGAUCCUAUGCUUGCCCACUUUCGGCUUGAUCGGUUUAAAAAGACUUACGCGAAACUCUAG